Eruca vesicaria subsp. sativa (arugula) is the source of this 2194-nucleotide messenger RNA. The record is from the annotation of a GenBank genome assembly. NCBI's taxonomy places the organism in Eukaryota, Viridiplantae, Streptophyta, Magnoliopsida, Brassicales, Brassicaceae.
UUGGUUUUGAUCUUGAGAGAUGAAGAUGAAGACUUCAUUUUUACCAGUGUUCUUAGUUUCCCUCAUAGUAUUUGACUCUGUUUCUGCACAAGAAAUCUGCUUUAAUGGCUUCUUUAAACCCAAUUCUACUUACGACUUAAACCGUCGUCAGAUCCUUUCUUCUCUUGCUUCUAAUGUCACAUCUAACAACGGUUUCUUCAACUCCUCGAUCGGUCAAAGCCCCAACAGAAUAUUCAUCAUUGGCAUGUGCAUCCCUGGAACUAAACCAACGACUUGUUCAGAUUGCAUCAAAGGAGCAUCCGACAGUUUAUCACAAAGCUGUCCUAACCAGACAGAAGCUUAUACAUGGCCAGAUUGUUGUAUGGUACGUUAUUCCAACAUUUCCUUCUCUGGAUCACUCCUUAUGGAACCAUCACGGGCUCUGUACAAUGAUGGAGAUAUAAGAGAUACUGAUGCUAAUAUGACAGUGUUUGAUAGAGUCUAUGACGAGUUAAUGGUCCGUACAAUAGCUGCAGCUUCAAAUCUAUCAUCAUCAUCAUCGUUUAAGCAAAAAUACUUUGCAGCUGAGGUCGCUUCGUUGACAACUUUCGAAACUAUGUACGCAAUGAUGCAAUGUACACCUGAUGUUUCUUCAAGGGACUGUGAGUUUUGUCUUAAGAAAAGCGCUGGUGAGUAUUUGUCGUGUUGUCGUGGUAAACAAGGUGGUGCGGUUAUAAGGCCGAGUUGCUUUUUCCGGUGGGAUUUGUAUCCUUAUGCUGGAGCUUUUGAUAAUGUUACAUUGCCACCGGCUCGACCGCAUGCUUUACCUCCGCCACCACCUUCUUUGACUCCUCCCCUAAGCGAUCCGGCAAAUACAACCAGCAAAGAUGGAAAGAUAAUUUCAACAGGUAUUAUUGUGGCAAUUGUUGUCCCUGCCGUCAUUAUGUUGGUACUACUCGUUGUAGGAUUCAUGGCUUGCAGAAAAAAGAAGUUAAGCCAAACGAAUGAAGUUCAAGCUGGUGAUGAGAUCACAACAACACGCUCACUGCAAUUCAGUUUUAAGAUGAUUAAAGAUGCAACUGAUAAGUUUGCAGAUCGUAAUAUGGUUGGCCGAGGUGGAUUCGGUGAAGUUUACAAGGGAAUUCUUUCAACUGGCACUGAAGUAGCGGUAAAGCGACUAUCGAAAUCAUCAGGACAGGGUUCUCAGGAGUUCAAGAACGAGGCUGUUCUUGUCACAAAACUUCAGCAUAGGAAUCUGGUUAGGCUUCUAGGCUUCUGUUUGGAAGGAGAAGAAAAGAUACUUGUCUACGAAUUUGUACCCAACAAAAGCCUAGACUAUUUUCUCUUUGAUCCUGCAAAGCAAAGCGAACUAGACUGGACAAGGCGUUACAACAUUAUUGGAGGGAUUUCUCGAGGGAUCCUAUACCUUCAUCAAGAUUCACGUCUUACAAUUAUACACCGUGAUCUCAAAGCUAGUAACAUUCUCUUAGAUGCUGAUAUGAAUCCGAAGAUUGCAGAUUUUGGCAUGGCAAGGAUUUUUGGAGUUGAUCAAAGUCAAGCCGACACAAGAAGAAUUGUUGGAACAUAUGGUUAUAUGUCUCCGGAAUAUGCUAUGCGUGGCCAUUUCUCCAUGAAAUCUGAUGUCUAUAGCUUUGGGAUUUUGGUUCUGGAGAUAAUAAGUGGCAAAAAGAUUAGCAAUUUCUACAACACUGGUGACUUUGGUGGCAAUUUGGUCGCACAUGCUUGGAGACUUUGGAGAAACGGAUCGCCCUUAGAACUAAUAGAUCCUAUCAUAGGAGAUAGUUAUCAAAGCAGUGAGGCUACUAGAUGCAUCCAUAUCGCACUAUUAUGUAUUCAAGAAGAUCCUUCAGAUCGUCCUUUGUUACCAGCAAUUAUUGUGAUGCUCACUAGUAGCACAACUACUUUACCUGUGCCUCGAGCACCAGGAUUUUGCCUUCCAAGCAGGCAUGAACUAGGCGCUUAUGGCUUGGAGUCUACGCAAUCGACAAGCAGGUCUAUUACGGGUUCUAUCAAUGAUGUAUCGAUUACAUAUUUCUAUCCUCGUUGAAAAAAAUAUUUUUCCUGAUAUUUGAAAUAUAGUGAAUCUAAUGGAAGUAUUAUCAACAUAUUCUCUAGUUAUUGUCUCUGUUUUACUUUUAUCUGACGUCAACAAUACUGUAUCUUAUACUUGUUACAUAUACAUAUAUUCUACAAC